AAAUCCACUUGCGUUCAAAUUUUUACAUCCAACGAUAGAAACCCUGGUCCCUUUCCAUAUAUCUCCAGCCAGGAAAGCUACCAAUAUUUCCUUCUGCAGUGGAAAAUUAACUGCUGAAGUUUAACGAUGGCAACUUUAACUCCUAUUCAGGCUUCUCUUUCCAGAUUCUCACCACAAAAAUGGCCAGUUUCAGGCCCAGGCUUUUCAGCUGCGAUGCCUGCUGGUUCCAAGUUUCUGUCAUGGAAUAUCAGCCAGAAGAAGAACAAGAAUAAAAGGUCAUUGACUGUGGUUGCAGCGGUGGGAGAUGUAUCAGCUGAUGGCACCACUUACCUAAUUGCCGGUGCUGCUGCUGUAGCUCUACUCGGAACUGCUUUUCCCAUACUCUUCUCUCGCAAGGACCUGUGUCCUGAGUGCGAUGGAGCAGGUUUCAUUCGGAAGUCAGGAGCAGCCUUGAGAGCUAAUGCAGCACGGAAGGACCAGGCCCAGAUUGUCUGCCCUCGUUGCAAUGGCCUUGGCAAGCUCAACCAAAUUGAUAAAUAAACAUCGUCUUGUAAACUCAACGUUCUAUAUUUUCCCUACUUUCAUUUUUAAUCCCAUGCGAAGGGUGAUGUUUAUAUAUAGCCGAGAAACACUGCGACUAUUGGUGCCAUUUUGUCUGGUUUUCUUUCCCUUAAUGAAUAACAUCUUGGUUA
Messenger RNA from Populus nigra (black poplar), 692 nucleotides. RefSeq lists its product as uncharacterized. Gene Ontology annotation, cellular component: chloroplast thylakoid membrane. Lineage: Eukaryota; Viridiplantae; Streptophyta; Magnoliopsida; Malpighiales; Salicaceae. The transcript is spliced from 2 exons. The record is from RefSeq and is a predicted model, not a curated record. The coding region runs from base 127 to 540 and encodes 137 amino acids.